CAUGUCUCUGUUCUAUAUCCUUUAGCUACUAUUAUUUAAACUCUAACAUAAUAUGUUUGUUUUUACGCAAAAAAUAUUUGUAACAAGUAACGUAUUUACAUUGAGUAGUGAUGAUGACGUAACUAUAUAUCUCUUUAACCAAUAUUGUUAGUUUCAACAGUUUUAACUGUAAGGGUAGAAUCGUUUUUUUUACUGAAGCAAGGGCAUAUUUGUAAUUUUGAUCAAUUGGAUGUUAUGAAAGUAGUUAGUGAGAUGAUUACUAUUUAUGUAAUAAGUAUUGUAACGAUUCAGACGUAUGAAUGAAUUCAGAAAUGAUAAAGAUGUUAAUUUCUUGAUUCUCUUUCAAUCUAACAUGGUAUUAGUCUGAUCCUUCUUUCUUCCGCUGAUUUCAUUGUUCUUCAUCCAAAUUGUUUCAAUUCCCUUUGUUUCAAUGUCUUCAUCAUCAUCAUCGAUUCCUUCUCAAUCAUUGAAUAUUGACAUCACAAGUCCUUAUUACCUUGGAUCUUCUGAUAAUCCGAGUCAAAUUCUUGUUACUACUGUCUUUAAUGGCGUCGGUUUUUCUGCCUGGAAGAGAUCGAUGAUCAUCUCUCUUUCAGCUAAGAACAAAUUAUCAUUUUUCGAUGGCACAAUUACUGCACCACCUGUCAAUUCUCCGACUUAUUCUGGAUGGCAUCGUGUCAAUUCAAUGGUAAUUAGCUGGAUUCUCAAUUUAUUACACAAGAACAUCGUUGAAAGCGUUCUUUUCUUACCAACUGCACACGAGAUUUGGCAAGAAUUAAAACAGAGGUAUGAUCAGUCUAAUAAUGCAUUGAUCUAUCAAAUUCAACAACAACUCUACUAUGUUGCUCAAAAUUCGGAUGACUUUUCCACUUAUUUCACAAAAUUGACUAAGAUCUGGGAUGAAUUACGUGUUGUUCAAGACAUUCCUUCUUGUACUUGUGGUUCUGCAGCUAAAAUAUAGAAAUUCCUUGAAGAUCAACGCUUAAUUCGGCUUCUCAUGGGACUUAAUGAAUCAUACAAGAUCAUUCGAGGACAAAUUCAGAUGAUGCAGCCUUUGCCAUCUCUUUCUACUGCAUAUUCCUUGAUCAUUCAAGAAGAACGUCAACGCACUAUUAUUGCUUCAUCCUUUGUCAAUAUUGAGGCUAUUGCUAUGCAUGUGUCUUCAGAUUCAUCUCCAAAUUCAGUCAAGAAAACUCUAACAUGCACUCAUUGUAAAAAGACUGGUCAUAAAAAGAGUCAAUGUUACCGAUUAGUUGGUUUUCCUUCCAACUUCAAGUUUACUAAAGCAAAGAAAGAAGAAUCCAAGUCCAAUGUUCAUAAUACUACUUCUUUUCCAUUUACUUCAGAGCAAUAUCAGCAGUUACUUCAAUUGCUCAACAACAAUACUUCUCAACCUUCAACAAGCCAUGUCAACGACUCAAUUGCUGAUAAUGCCAUGAAUCCAAAGGAAUUACACGAUUGGUCUGCCUAAUGGUCAACAUACAUCUGUUUCUUAUAUUGGAGAUGUCAAAUUACAUGAUUCUGUAAUGUUACAUGGAGUGUUAUAUAUUCCAGAAUUAAAGUACAACCUUGUUUCUAUUUCAAAAUUGACAUCCCAACUCAAUACCUUUGCUAUCUUUACUGAUGAAGUCUGCCUUCUGCAGGACUCUUCAUUGAAGAAUAUCUUCUCUCUUGGAGUUCUUGCAGAAAGAAUCAAUGAUUUGUAUAUCUUUGAUCAUAAUCAUCUUCAGCAUAAUCUUUCCUACAGUUUUUCUGUUUUUUCAUCUUUUUCUACUUCUAAAUCUUUUGUUUCCAAUUCUGUAAUGAAUUCAUCUUCUUAGUUGUGGCAUAAUCGUUUAGGUCACAUUCCAUAUCAUAAAAUGAAAAUGAUGUCAAUAACCUCUGAUUAUUCUUCUAUUCAAAGUUGUAUGAGUUGUUCUAAAGCUAAGCAGCAAAGGUUAUCAUUUCCUACAAGUGUAUCUGUUUCUAAUGCACAAUUUGAACUUAUACACAUUAAUGUUUGGGGACCUUAUAAACAUGCCACUUAUGAUGGAUUCAAAUACUUUCUAACCAUUGUUGAUGAUUACCACAGACAUACAUGGUUCACUUGUUAACUCACAAAAGUUAUGCCUUUCCUUUGAUUAAAGCAUUUAUUUCACUCAUUCAAACUCAAU
Lactuca sativa (garden lettuce) is the source of this 2153-nucleotide messenger RNA. The record is from RefSeq and is a predicted model, not a curated record. NCBI's taxonomy places the organism in Eukaryota, Viridiplantae, Streptophyta, Magnoliopsida, Asterales, Asteraceae.